Messenger RNA from Xyrichtys novacula (pearly razorfish), 1433 nucleotides. Lineage: Eukaryota; Metazoa; Chordata; Actinopteri; Labriformes; Labridae. The record is from the annotation of a GenBank genome assembly.
ACAUUCAAACACCAACACACUGCCUGUGAGACGAUGUUUGAUACAGGAUAUUGCAUCCUCUUUCUAAAUCUUUCAGGUGGCAUUUUGUUGUACAUGGUGGAAUUGAUGGCUUUAGUUGCCUUAUCGUGUACCUGAGGGCUGCCACAAACAAUCGAGCAUCAACAGUCCUGAGAAACUUUCAAGAAGCUGUUGAUGUCUACGGUCUGCCAUCUUGUGUGAGGUCAGAUAAAGGGGGCGAAAAUGUUGAUGUUGCACGCUACAUGGUAGCCAAUCGAGGACUCGACAGGAACUCUUAUAUUGCUGGAAGGAGUGUCCAUAAUCAAAGGUAAUAUUUUCAUCUUCCUUUUUGCUACAUAAAACAUCUAUCUACGUAUAUGCAGGAAGGUUUUAUUUUUAUUCAAGGCAACACAAAUUUUAUCACUAGGUAAGGUGACAUGCAUGUUUUUAGAUACUGCAAAAUAUAUCCCACCCCCAAAUCCAGAACAACAGGGCCAUCUGACAGCUUCUUCUACAAGGCUGUUAAAGCCUUCACCCCUGUCACCCCACACUAAGUCUGACCCCGAUAUGACACACAUCCUAGUAUAUGCAAUAACCCCCUCCACCCCUUGCACGUUGACCUUGACGGGUCUCUCUGCACCCUUUGCACAAAAAUGCACCACUAUGAGUCUUAUGUAAUUGUUAUUUUUUAUUGACUCUGCUUUUAUCUUUUCUGCUUUGCUCUCAUGGGGAGCUGCAAAACUGCUUCACACAGUUCAUGUGGGUGACAAUGUUUACAGUGAAAAUAAAAGAUUCUAUUCUAAAUAUAAAUUGUGGGAUGAAACUGAAGCAUUUGCAAGGCAUAAUUGCAUUCAUCUUUACAUUUGAAUUUCAGAAUUUUCUUUUAUUGUACUUAACGAGUUACUCACGUUUAGAGCCCCUGGGACAUAUAUGAGGAACAUAAAACUUAAUUUUUGAAAUGAAUUUUGCAUAAUACUGUGCAUAGCCGAUGAUGUAUGCUACAUGCUUACAGCUAGAUUAAUACAGACAUGACCAGAGAAUUACAUAGUUUUCCUUUUUUUGCAUCAGAAUAGAGAGGCUCUGGAGAGAUGUUUAUGUGGGUGUACUGGAUCUCUUCUACACCAUCUUUACCAACCUGGAGUCAGAAGGUUUCCUAAAUCCAGACAACGAAGUGCAUCUCUAUGGUCUACACUGGUGCUCUCUGCCUCACAUUCAGAGGCACCUGGAGAGUUUCCGGCAGGGCUGGAACUGCCACAGACUGAGAACCGAGGGAAAUCAGUCCCCACUUCAACUGUGGUCACUUCAUGAUGCAAAGCAGGACCCAAUGCAGGUAAGAUUUUAGUAUUUCUGUUUGUAAUAAUAGAUUGACUGUUAAUAAGGGUAGUUUUCAACAAGCCCCUCUGAAAGCCUACAUUGUACCUCUUUGUUUUUUAAUA